AUGUGGGCUCAAGCGCGCAGUUGGUUCGCGCGAAGGCAGGAACUCAACUCAACCUACAUGCUCUUGGCGGCGGCUGCGGGCUCGGGCCCCGCGGCGCCACCACCUGCGCCACAGCAGGCUCUGGUGGGCCAGGGCGGCCAGAACCCUGACGUGCCAGACUGGAUCGCUCAGUGCCCCGACGUGUGGAACGACACAGGCAAAUACAAGUGCCUGGCAUAUCUAGUCGGCGAGGACCGUUCACCAGAGGGGCAGCAGCAGUUCGUGGAUGGCGAGGAGACCAUCAAACCAGUGACUGAUACGGGGGUCUUGGCGUUCGACAGAGAUGUGGAAAACAAAGGUCGCGGAGACGCUGGGUCGAUCAAGAAGCGCAAGGAGAGCGUGGAGAAGCCGGGCGUCAUAGACAAUCGCGGAGGCCCCUUCCUUUCCGAGAAGCGCGACGUCAAAGUCAAGGACCGCUACGACGUGGCCCACCAAGCUACGCUGAUGCAGAGCGCCGCGGCACUAUGGGCAGAGCAGCCCAAUCAUAAGAACUUGGAGAGGAUCCUGAAGCACGGCAUCAAGCACUGCAAGAUCUACAGCAGGCGGACCCCAGGCUUCGCGCGUCAGUGGAUUGCUGCCCGCGGGAACGCCGAAGCAGAUGUCACCACGCUCACCACCCCGCUGGAGAUGUGGGAUUCCGCAUUACAGGUGAUGGAGAAAUUCUGCGAGUUCAAGGGCGACAGAACUGUGCGCGGCAUGGGCUCGAUGGCAAUAUGCGAAGACAAGCAUUGCGAGAUCGCCACGAAAAUGUUCCCAGGCAGGUGGUUUUACAAAAAUCGGUUCCUCGUGAUUGCGAAGUUCUGCGCAGGUGGGGACUUCACCAACCCAGAUAUGGCCAGGAACGUGUGGAACCUGAUGAACACCGCGCCGAUGCUGGUGAAGCAUCUGGGACAAGUUGAGCAUGGCCCUCAAGCUGUACUUGAUAUACCCACCAUGCUGAUACCCACCGCGUCGCCGCCUGCGAAGUGCAACUUUCUACCAGAUGGCAUUGCGAUGAUCCAGAAGGUCCUGAUCGAUCGUGACAUCGACGAGCAGCAGGCGCCCGCAAAGAGGAAGGCCAAUAGUGAGAAGAAGGCCGCCCUGGUCAAUCAGCGCGCGGAUGCCAAACAAGCCGACGACACAGCCAACAAGAAGCGCGUGCAGAAGCACACGACGAAGGGCACCCUCAAGAAACACAUCAUGAGAAAGUUGGCGGCGAGGAGUGCUGAGAAGCAGGCCGUCAAGAUCAAUAACCUGCAGCUGGCAGCCAUUCGCAUUGUGUGCAGCGGUGCGGCUGGCACCGACGUCAUGGUGCAAGGUCUACCUCGCACUAUUCGCGGCUGGCUGAACCUUCGCGUCCAGUGGAAGAUGGACGCACUGAGGGCCGCGAAGCUUCAAGAGGGGGCCCGCGCGACCGAGUCCAAGUCGGCCAGUCUAGCUGACCUGACCGCAUAUUUCAAUAACGGCGACACUGGAGCCAUGAUCAGAACGUUCGAGGACUGCUUGGCGAAGAAUCCGACCGGCAAGCCGAUCAAAUGUCAUGGCGCAGCUCCCCUGAGCAUGAAUGAGGUCUUCAUGUGCGCGAUGGGGUUGCGCGGCUCGGAGUCGACUGACUUGGCCACCGUUGUGAUGGCCAAGUGCGCGGAGGAAGCGAUGGAGGUGAUCCCCGUGGAGUGGACGGAGCUCGGUCGCUUCGUGGACGCUGCAAGGGAGAGCGACUGCCUGCAGCAGAUAACGGGGUGCGCCUUCCAGCAGCUCGACGCAUCAACCUUCGCCGCGUGCCUUGUCGAUGCUGUGCGCAACCGCUUGAUGUUCCACCUUGCGGAGGCGAUCGGGCCGAUGAUGUGCCCGAGUUUUCCUGCGGCUUCCGCAUGUCCGCUGUGUCUCUUCCCGCAGUACUUCAGGGGCGUCGUUGGCGAGAUGGCCGAAGCCUUCGACAUCGGGAAGCACGGCGCGGCGGCGUUUCUCAUUGCCCCUAACUUCCUCGCGCCCAUCAUCGAUCUUGUCUCUGUCAGCGAAUGGGCGAAGGAGCUGCUGAGCAUGGAUGUGUUUCUCGAUCAGCACAACGUCUCUACAAUCGAGGCGGACAGAGAUAAACACACGAAGGUGUUUGCAGGGUCGGGCGCGUGCCAAACCUGCAAGUCGAAGCUCGCGCAGGAGGGCAUCUCGAUCAGAACCAUCAUCAAGAAGGACAUCGAGCUCUUCCUUACGGUCCGCGAGACGAUUGCGAGCGAGGUGCUCGAGGCUUGCUACGCCGGCGCCUUGGAGGCCAACGCGAUCAAGAAGAACAUCAAGGAUCUGCUCAUGAAGCGCCUCGGGGACAAGUUGGGCCCUGCUGUUUGGGAGGCGGUGGAUCAGGGGAAGAAGAGCGCCGCUUCGAGCGGCGAGCAAAACGACAAGCGCAAUGCAUGCAUCGCGUCGAAGUGGUGGUCGAAGCUGGUUCAGACCGAGGGCCAGAACACGCCGGUCGCCAUGAAGGCAGCCUCCCAUCGCCUGAAUGCGAUCAUCGGCGACGCGAUGCUGGAGGCAGCGGCGGCCUACUCGGAUAGCGGCAACGUCGAGGGUUUGCUCAUCGUCUCGGAUGGCUUCAACGUCGACGCGAUCGGGCAACAGCAGCAGACCGCGCAGAAGAAACACAAGUUCGACGUCCACAGGUUCGAGCUUUCCGACAAGUCAGUGGAGGAUUCAGUGCGCCUGCCGUACUGGGGCAAGAUCAUCGACGAGAAGACCGCGCGCACCGUGGCUAAAUGGUGCUGCCUCCCCGUCGGGGACAACAGCGGGAAUGGGUCGCGUCUCUACAUGAAAGGGCUCACGAGUUCGAACCUCUUGAAGACAGACGGCUGCCUGGCUUGGAGCAUCCCACCGCUGCCGAUCAAGAAGACCAAGCAGGACGACAAGCCGCCUGGCGCUGUCAAGGACCAGGGCGACAGUGACAUCGUGGCAGCGAAUCAAGCUCCGAAAAAAAAGGCCAAUACCGAGUCUGCCAAGCCAGAUCCGAUCGCGACGCACAUGCUCGAGUGGAAGACCGUGAAGUUCACCACGGGCGGAUUCGACUACGAGUGCGCGCUGCCUUUCCUCGUGGACGACCCAGAGCACAAUAACACCUACGACGUAAAGUGGAG
This is a messenger RNA of Prorocentrum cordatum, 3140 nucleotides long. NCBI's taxonomy places the organism in Eukaryota, Dinophyceae, Prorocentrales, Prorocentraceae. The record is from the annotation of a GenBank genome assembly.